Molecule: messenger RNA, 1566 nt
Organism: Anopheles moucheti
Lineage: Eukaryota; Metazoa; Arthropoda; Insecta; Diptera; Culicidae
Gene: Arpc1
Product: actin-related protein 2/3 complex subunit 1A-B
Exons: 2
Coding region: 298-1422 (374 amino acids)
Biological process (GO): Arp2/3 complex-mediated actin nucleation
Cellular component (GO): actin cytoskeleton; Arp2/3 protein complex
Molecular function (GO): actin filament binding
Source: RefSeq, a predicted model, not a curated record
ACGAGUGUGCGUGCGUAGGAUUCGCUGCGGUUGUCCUGUUGGAUUUCUCCGGUUUUUACGGAUAAGAUUCGUGUAGACGGACCAGAGUCCGCGAAUUUUAUCAUCUUUUCCAUCCUCGGUGUAAUUUCCUCGUUUCAAAGUUUACUCUACAAUUGAAGUUUUUGCUUCAGAACACAGAAAAGCAACAGUUCUGUGCGAUAAACCAACUCUGUGCUGCAGGGCGUUUCCUCGUUUUGUCUAUUGCCUUCUACUAGGCGUGAUUGAUUGUACGAUCUCAACUGCAUUUAUUGAAGUAUCAUGACGGAACGCCAUACGUUUGGUGGAACGGUUAACCCAAUCACUUGCCAUGCCUGGAACAAGGAUCGUUCCCAAAUCGCUAUCUCGCCCAACAAUAACGAGGUGCAUAUCUAUAAGCGCGAGGGUUCCGAAUGGAAGCUUACCGACGUGCUGAAUCAGCACGAUCUGCGCGUGAUGGGUAUUGAUUGGGCGCCCAACACGAACCGCAUCGUAACGUGUGCCGUCGAUCGGAAUGCGUACGUGUGGACGCAGGGUGAUGAUGGAAAGUGGAAACCGACCUUGGUGCUGUUACGCAUUAACCGAGCGGCCACCUGCGUGCGUUGGUCACCGUUGGAGAACAAGUUUGCCGUCGGAUCGGGUGCCCGACUGAUCUCGGUGUGCUACUUCGAGUCCGAGAACGAUUGGUGGGUUUCGAAGCACAUUAAAAAGCCGAUCCGCUCGACGGUGACGUCGCUCGACUGGCACCCGAACAAUAUGCUGCUGGUGGCUGGUUCCACCGACUACAAGGUGCGCGUAUUUUCCGCCUUCAUCAAGGACAUCGAACAGCAUCCGGAACCGACGGCCUGGGGACCGAAGAAACCGCUCGGCCAGAUACUGGCCGAGUUUAAGAACUCGAGCAGUGGUGGCGGUUGGGUGCACAGCGUUAGCUUCUCGGCCGAUGGCAAUCGGAUCUGCUGGGUAGGUCACGAUAGUGCGAUCAACAUCGGCAUGGCAAAUGGGGGGAACGUUGGCAUCAAGCAGAAGACGGAGUAUCUACCGUUUUUGUGCUGUGAGUGGAUCUCGCCCCAUUCCAUUUUGGUGGCGGGACACAGCUGCGUGCCGCUGAUUUACACGGUGGCCGAUGGGGGUAAAGUUGUGCUGGCCGUCAAGCUGGAUCAAUCUACGAAAAAGGAACAGAGUGGCAUUUCGGCCAUGCGUAUCUUCCAGUCGCUUGAUCGUAAUCUGCGCACAGAGAACUCCGACACCAACCUGGAAUCGAUUCACCAGAAUGCGAUCACAAGCGUGUGCGUGUACAGUGGUGAGAAGGGCAAUGUGCAGCGUGUAAGCACCUCCGGACUAGAUGGCCAACUGGUUAUUUGGGACAUCGAUACACUUACACGGUCCAUGCAGGGACUGAAGCUUUAAAUGCGGACGCGAUGGAACGCCUGGCAAAAAGUAUUUUCUCUUGUCUCUUAGCAUUGUUUAAUGCAGUUUUUAAUGUGCAUCUUAACUGUCCCUCGAACAAGAAUCGUUACAAAUAAAUACUUCAUUCCAGCUACAUUCGUUUCU